GCCACUAACAAAACCAGCCGAUCAAGCCAUUCUCUGUUGUUUUACUUUGAACUUCUGGAAGUUCUCUGCAAGAUCUUUACACUGGAGAACAUGGACACUACAAAGGAAGCUACCAUAAAUGAAUCAAUGGUGCGUGUUUUUUCCCCUGAAAAUGAUGACAUUGAAAUCCUGGACAGUGGAAGGAGCAUCACUGCGAUAGACACAAAGAUGAAAGAGCUUGAUUCACAGGGCAAAGAUGAGCCAUUCUAUGUGUUAAAUCUUGAUGAUAUAUUAGAAAAGCACAUCAGGUGGAUCACUAGGUUGCCUCGGGUCAAACCUUUCUAUGCAGUAAAGUGCAACUACACACCAGCAGUUAUCAGGAUGCUCAACGCUCUGGACACAGGUUUUGACUGUGCCAGCAAGGCUGAGAUCGAGCUGGCCCUGUCCCUUGGAGUUACGCCUGAUAAGAUCAUUUAUGCCCAUCCUACCAAACCACGGUCCCACAUUAGAUAUGCCCGCACUCACAGAGUGAAUGUAAUGACUUUUGAUAAUGAGGAGGAACUCUUAAAAAUCUCUCUUACCCAUCCUCAAGCCAAGCUAGUAAUGCGAAUUGCAGUGGAUGACUCCAAAUCUCUCCUAAGACUCAAUGCAAAGUUUGGAGUCAGACUGUCCUCAGUUAGUAAACUGCUGGAAUGUGCCAGAUGGCUGAACUUGGAGGUGAUUGGGGUCAGCUUCCACGUAGGCAGUGGGUGCACUGGAAGUAUGGCCUUCAAGCAGGCUAUCACAGAUGCUCGAUAUGCUUUUGAUAUAGCAAAUUCAGUGGGCUUCCAGAUGCGCCUCUUGGAUAUUGGUGGAGGCUUUCCUGGGAGAGAAGACUUCACUGAAGUGAAAUUUGAGGAGUUUUCAGAAGUCAUUAAUAAAGCACUGGAUGAAUUAUUCCCACCUGCCAAUGGGUUGGAGAUCAUUGCAGAACCAGGCCGAUUCUAUGUCGACUCAGCCUUCACACUGGCAGUAAAUGUCAUUGCCAAAAGAGUUGAAGACACAGAUGAAUGCAGUGGUAAAUGCUUACCAGAUCGGAAGGACUACAGCUCUGAGAAGAUGAUGAUGUACUACAUUAAUGAUGGAGUAUACGGAUCAUUAAGCUACCUUAUCAAUGAUCCUGCCCACACCAAGGUUGAACCAUGGCCUCUCAGGGCUGUUGACAACAGUGAACCGAGAUACUACUCUGCUAUCUGGGGUCCAACCUGCGACAGCUUUGACAAAGUCACCGAAAGCUACUGGAUUCCUGAGUUGCAUGUGGGGGACUGGCUUCUUAUUGAUAACAUGGGGGCUUAUUCUCUUAGUACAUCCACUGACUUCAACGGCUUUGAAAGGGCACACAUUUACCCUGUUGUGACAGCUAAGACCUGGCUCGCCAUACACCAGUCUUGCUUAAAAAACACUAUCAAUUAAUGAUCAGAUAAUAACUGAGAAAAGAACAAUAAGAAAAUGUAACUUAAUGUAACUAUCAUUAAUUUGUGAGUCGAUCAUUUGAGUUUUUCUUGCUGCCCGGUAAUUAUAGAAUUGUGUAGAAUUUCUGCUCUUCAAGAAAUGUAAACUGAAAGAGUGUGAUUUCAUGAACAAAUAUUGAACAUGGAUAAACAUGCUGUUUUGA
Messenger RNA from Oreochromis aureus, 1633 nucleotides. Its product is annotated as ornithine decarboxylase-like. The coding region runs from base 91 to 1431 and encodes 446 amino acids. The transcript is spliced from 9 exons. Gene Ontology annotation, cellular component: cytoplasm. Lineage: Eukaryota; Metazoa; Chordata; Actinopteri; Cichliformes; Cichlidae. Gene Ontology annotation, molecular function: ornithine decarboxylase activity. The record is from RefSeq and is a predicted model, not a curated record.